Messenger RNA from Aegilops tauschii subsp. strangulata, 1429 nucleotides. The record is from RefSeq and is a predicted model, not a curated record. Lineage: Eukaryota; Viridiplantae; Streptophyta; Magnoliopsida; Poales; Poaceae.
AUGUCUGAACUCCCUUCCCCUUCGCCCGUUCUGCGCGUGGCUGAAGCACAUCGAUUUGGAGUUUACCAAAUCGGCAGCCAGCAAUCCCAGCAAAAAGCAACGGCAUAUGAUCGUCGCAAGUUAGUGGGAGAAAUCUUUGCUCGUCACUCUGCUGAAGUAAUUCAGUUCAACAGCAUCGGCAUCACUCCAGGGAUAGGUGUUUCGGAGCUCAGCUCGCAAAUCUUUGAAAGAUAUGCUGAUCGCCGCCGCCUCCCCCCUCUCUCUCUCCCCGAUCCAGAUCAGCCGCCUCUCCUCCCUUCCUUCUGUCGCUUCCCUAUCUCUCUUCCCGUCGCCGGUGGCGGCGCCCUCCUUCCCUCACGCUGCACCCAAACCUCCCUCCCGCUCCCAGCAUUUCUUCCUCCUCCGCCACCUCUAGGGUUUCUCUCCCCAAUCCCCAAUCCCCUAGCGCUCCACUCCUUCCUUGCCGCCGCCACCUCCGGUGCCCGAUCCUGGCGACCUCAGGCAGGAACCGAAGACCCCUGUCCGGCGAGAUCCGGCGCGCGCCCAAGCCCGAGCGAUGAGGUGGUCCAGAUCGUGCACGGGGACGCAGCGGGGGACCCGACGGUGGUCACCGUCAGCUGCCCGGACAAGACCGGCCUGGGCUGCGACCUCUGCCGCCUCGUCGUCCUCUUCGGCCUCAACGUCCACAAGGGCGACAUGAGCACCGACGGCCACUGGUGCUACAUCAGGCUCGGGUCGCCGCCUCGCGCCGGGGCCGGGCCGUGGACUGGGACAUCCUCAAGGAGCGGCUGGUGGAGCUUCGUCCGCACCGCGCUGGAGCAGACCCGCCUCCACACCGCCCUCAUGCCCCACCCCUCGCAGGAAAAGUUCAGGCUCAUACGAGCCAACGACGAUGCGACUGUUUUGGAUGCUCUCUCCUUCAGCGCUCGUAAAAUUAGAGUGCUUCGCAGCUUGACGGUUGAGAAGAAAAACUAUGUUCAGGAGCCCUCUUUGGUCGACAUGCAUGAGGAGGAGGAAAUUGUCUCCCCACACAAGGAGGAUGCCUGAGCUGACCAGGAGAACACCCUCGUCCACCCCGGCCACCACACAAGGGCGAGGCCGGUGAUGUCCGUGCGGUGAUGUCCCUGGGGUGGCGCCACUAUGCCCGGCGCUUGCCCUGGUCGCCGCGGUGGUGCUUCGGCGGCUUCCAGACCCUCUCCUCGAUGUGGUGAUGGUCACACCACAGCCGUGGUGUGGCUGAGCCUCUGCUAGGGUUACAACCUUCCUCUGGUUGAAGGCGCUAAGGUGUUGGAGACGUGCGUGUACUUGUUGAGUGUUUUAUCUGUAGAGUGCUAUACUGUGAUUGGUGUAAUAUUAUAUGGUUAUAUUGUGAUUGGUGGAAUGUAAUAAACUUGAUUGGUACAUCGGUGAUUUGGCUGUUAUUUGAAUA